AUGGCUCGGCUAGAGGAGGAAAUCAAGAACAUAGGCCAGACGGUAACAGAGUCGCACAGGCAGAUGCGAUGUUGCAUGCAAGACAUGUUUGAUACUUUUCAGAGGAACAUUGCUAACAUGAUCCCCACACAGUGCUCUCGAGCCCACACUGAUACCCCCCAUGAUUCUCAGGCAGAUAUCCCUGAUAAUGGGAACAAGUCAGCCUCACAGCCAAACACGUCUGAAACUCGCUCCAUCAUCCAGGAUGCUUUGUUGUUCGCUAGAACAGUGGCUCCAAUCUCAGAAAAUGUCCCGUUUGCCGGAAACUCACUCAAUUGA
Eruca vesicaria subsp. sativa (arugula) is the source of this 318-nucleotide messenger RNA. The record is from the annotation of a GenBank genome assembly. Lineage: Eukaryota; Viridiplantae; Streptophyta; Magnoliopsida; Brassicales; Brassicaceae.